UUGUCCAUAGACACCUCCAAGGUCAUGUGGCCGGCAUGACUGCAUAGAGCGCCAUGACCUUCCUGCUGAAGCAGUACCUAUAGAUCUACUCACAUUUGCAUGUUUUUGAACUGCUGGGUUGGCAGAAGCUGGGGCUAACAGCAGGAGCUCACCCCACUCCCCGGAUUUGAAUGGCCAACCUUUCAGUCAGCAAGUUUAUUUAUUUAUUUAUUUAUUUAUUUAUUUAUUAGACUUGUAUACUGCUACUCCCAGUUUGGCUCAGAGCGGUUUACAGAAAUAGAUUAAAACAAUACAAUUACCUUUAAAAUAACAAUAAAAACAACAAUAAAAACAAACAUAGCCCCGAGUUUUUCACCCAUUGAAAGCCUGUCGGAAGAGAAAGGUUUUGCAGGCUUUCCGAAAGGCAAGUAGGUCUCGGAUAAUUCGAGUUCCAUAAUAAUAAUAACAACAACAACAACAACAUUUGUUUGUAACCUGCCCUAUCUCCUCAGGGGAACUCAGGACAAAGUUCUCUCCAUCUCAGCCAUGUCAUCCCACAAGACAUUCAAUAUCAAGCAGUUCCUUGCUAAGAAACAGUGGAUCUGGAUUAAAGCCCACAAUCAGAUCAGGUACAACACCAAAAGGAGACACUGGAAGAGGAUUAAACUGAGCCUGUGAGCUUAGGGCCCAUCCAGACAGGCCCAUAUCCUGGGACCUGUCUGAGUUUUUACUGGAGGCAUCCCAACGACGCCUCUAGUAAAAAUGAAUUAAUUUGGAACAAUGUGUUUUAUGCAAUGUGUUGAUUUAUUAUUUAUACGUCAGGUUGUGGGAUGAUGUUUUUCUGUAUUAUGUAGUUGUUGUUGUUUUUCUAUUUUGUUGGCCACUUUGAGUCCCAUUUGUGGGAGAAAGACAGGAUAAAAGUAAAUUACAGUAGAGUCUCGUUUAUCCAACAUAAACGGGCCGGUAGAAUGUUGGAUAAGCAAAUAUGAUGGAUAAUAAGGAGAGAUUAAGGAAAAGCAUAUUAAACAUCGAAUUAGGUUAUGAUUUUACAAAUUAAGCACCAAAACAUCAUGUUAUACAACAAAUUUGACAGAAAAGGUAGUUCAAUACACAGUAAUGCUAUGUAAUAAUUACUGUAUUUACGAAUUUAGCACCAAAAUAUCACGAUGUUUUGAAAACAUUGACUACAAAAAUGCGUUGGAUAAUCCAGAAUGUUGGAUAAGUGAGUGUUGGAUAAGUGAAACUCUACUGUAAUAAUAAUAAUAAAGCCAGGGUUUCCUUAUUUUUUAGAGUUUUCCUGGUUUGUUCUGAAUAUACUAAAGCUUUUGGGGGUGUGGGGAUGGACAUCUGCGCCAAAGCGCAGAUUUUUUCGAAUACCCAUUUAUUUGUCUGUUUAGUAGUAGUACACAGCAUUCAUUGCGGUUAUAUAAAAUAGGUAUUUCAGCACGUGUUACUUGUUGCACAGUCAAGUACAGUAGAGUCUCAUCCAACAUAAACGGGCCGGCAGAAUGUUGGAUAAACGAAUAUGUUGGAUAAUAAGGAGGCAUUAAGGAAAUGCCUAUUAAACAUCAAAUUAGGUUAUGAUUUUACAAAUUAAGCACCAAAACAUUAUGUUAUACAACAAAUUUGACAGAAAAAGUAGUUCAAUACUCAGUAAUGCCAUGUAGUAAUUACUGUAUUUACGAAUUUAGCACCAAAAUAUCAUGAUGUUUUGAAAACAUUGACUACAAAAAUGUGUUAGAUAAUCCAGAACGUUGGAUAAGUGAGUGUUGGAUAAGUGAGACUCUACUUGCUGAAAUUUCCCCAUUUUCUCAAUAAUUGGACAUACAAUGUCACUUUUCACUCUGACAACCCUAAAUUCCACCCGUCUAUUGUUAACAUUGAGGGUUAUUUCGAUGGCAAAAAAGCAGAGCGAUAUCACCUGGCUUUAACGGCUUUUUUUCAUCUGGCUUUAAUCUCUUGUUUUCACUUGUCCUGAACUUCUUGUUGAUGAAUAAAUCUGCUAUUUCCUCAUUCCAAGUCUUCUGGAAGAACU
Messenger RNA from Anolis carolinensis (green anole), 2014 nucleotides. RefSeq names its product putative ribosomal protein eL39-like 5. Gene Ontology annotation, biological process: translation. The coding region runs from base 526 to 657 and encodes 43 amino acids. The transcript has a single exon. The record is from RefSeq and is a predicted model, not a curated record. Gene Ontology annotation, cellular component: ribosome; cytosolic large ribosomal subunit. NCBI's taxonomy places the organism in Eukaryota, Metazoa, Chordata, Lepidosauria, Squamata, Anolidae. Gene Ontology annotation, molecular function: structural constituent of ribosome.